This is a messenger RNA of Malania oleifera, 3731 nucleotides long. Its product is annotated as U-box domain-containing protein 5-like. NCBI's taxonomy places the organism in Eukaryota, Viridiplantae, Streptophyta, Magnoliopsida, Santalales, Ximeniaceae. Bases 1178 to 3499 code for a protein of 773 amino acids. The record is from RefSeq and is a predicted model, not a curated record. Gene Ontology annotation, molecular function: ubiquitin-protein transferase activity. Gene Ontology annotation, cellular component: nucleus; cytoplasm. Gene Ontology annotation, biological process: protein ubiquitination. The transcript has 6 exons.
GGUUUACUUGUUUUUUGGUUGCCUCAGCUGGACACUCAUCUGCAACCAAAUAUUGCAGAAAAUUAUAGAUGGAGCUUUCAGGACAAAUGCAAGCUUUUCUUCUGUACCUUCAUAAUCAAAUGGCUCCCAUGGAGCAGUAACCUGCCAUCUUUAAUCUUCUUUUUCAGCUUGAUCUUUUGGUCCGUAUAUUUCAAUAUAAUGUAAAAAUAUCUUAAUAAUUCAUACUACAUUCAAGUACAUUUUUAAAAAUUAUUAACACUAGAGUCUUUCAUAAAUCCGGAGGUUCUAAAUUCUUCAUUAAUUUAGCGUCUUAAAAUUUUCUAUACUUGUGCGGGCUGCCUUUUGACCAUACUGUUGUACGUUGAUUGAUUGAAGAAUUAAAAGGCGACUGCGCAGGAGCAUAGCCGCUUUUUAUUUCACUUUUCCUCCGCAGCUCUUUGUGAAUUUUUCUUUACUCGUUCUCGACGACCGAUGGCCAGAAGAUGAAGUCCCUGAGAAGCCACUGAGUUGUGGGGGUUGAUGGUGUGCUUGUGGGGUUUUUGCUGUGUAUUUUUCUUUACUCGUUCUCGACGACCGAGGGCCAGAAGAAGAAGACCCUGAGAAGCCACUGAGUUGUAGGGGUUGAUGGUGUUCUUGUGGGGUUUUUGCUUUCUGGGUUCCCUUUCCUUUUAAAAGCAAUUCCUCCUUUUCACUCUUCAAUCUUAUCCACGACGAAGAAGUGGAACAGCUUGCUCUGAUCAGACUCUGGUUACUCUUAAAAUCUUCUUUACCCUUUAAGUGGGAGCUGAUGUUUUGAGUUGAGCAGAUUGUGUACUGCUCGAGUUUCGAGCGUUGUUCAUCCGUCGGUCAUCUCUUGAACUGUCGUUUGCUCUUCUACUGGCUCAUAUGCGGUCGAAGAGCGUGGAAAAUUUUUUGAAGUUCUGAAAUUUUUGUUGGGAGCUCGGUCGAAAAUUCUGCUAAAUUAGUCGCGUUCAGCAACUGGGGUGUGGAAAAUAUUGCAGUAUACUUCGUGGGUUGGGGUUUCUGUUGGCUUUCGGGCUUGUGUUUUCAUGGUUGGUUGCAUAUAUAGUGGCUGAAGGAAGGAAUUAAAAUCGUUUGCCUAUAAGGGAGGACAAAGCUUGUCAUCAUCUCAUUUUCUGCUUUGGGCAUAGUAGGAUACAGGACAAUUCCCUGUUAGAUGGGGACUGAUGUUGCUGUAAUAAUGGGAACAGUUCCAUAUCCUUGUGCUGUGAAGGUGCAUCAUUUAAUGUGCACAGAGCUUAGGAAGUUGCUUGAUAGAAUCUCCAAGAUAUUUCCAGAAAUAGAAGCAGCUCGACCUCGAUAUCCAUCAGGAAUUCAGGCGCUAUGCUCUUUAUACCAUGCAAUUGAGAGAGCCAAAUCAAUCCUUCAUUACUGCAGUGAGUCUAGUAAGCUGUACUUGGCAAUGACAGGCAAUAAAAUAGCCUCAAGAUGUGAAAGAUCAAGGGACCGUUUAGUGCACUGUUUGGGCCAAGUUCAGAACAUGGUUUCAGUAAUGUUGCAAGUACAGAUAUCUGGAAUAAUUGAGGAUCUUAGGGGUGUAACAUUUGUCCUGGACUCACGUGAAGAAGAGGCAGGAAAGGCUGUGUUUGCAUUUUUCCAUCAGGACACACCUGCAUUAGAUUCAAGAGAAAAUUCUGAUAUUGAACCUCUUAAACUUGCUGUUUCAAAGCUGCAUAUUAAUUCCUCGAGGGCUCUCUUGGUGGAGAGAAGAUCCAUUAAGAAGCUAUUGGAUAAAGUCAGUGAUAGGGAACAAACAAAGAAGAAGAUGCUAAAUCGUCUUUUGUAUCUUCUGAAGAAGCAUGGAAAACUGCUUUUGGGAGAUCAAAUACAGGACACAGGUCUUCAGCAUGAAGAAUCAUUCUCUUAUAGAAGUUCUCUUUGCACCACUGUUAAAGAGGAUUCUUGUGUAGAAUAUGGAAAAAAUAAGGCUCAAACUGAUAUCUUGAGCAGUUCCAUACCUCCACAGGAAUUUAUAUGCCCCAUAUCUUUAAAAUUGAUGUAUGAACCUGUUGUCAUUGCUUCUGGACAAACAUUUGAAAGGAUGUGUAUAGAAAAGUGGUUUUGCGAGGGUAAUGAUAUUUGUCCAAAAACUCAGAAAAAGUUGCCCCAUCUGUCAAUGAUGCCAAACACUGUUAUGAAGGAUCUAAUUUUAAAAUGGUGUGUUGAGAAUGGAGUCAUCAUUCCUGACCCACGUAUACAAACAAUGGUACAUAACUCCUGGGAAGCUUCUUCUAUUUCCAUUGCUAGCUUUGGCAGCUCAAUGAAUGACAUAUGUCGUCAAAUGGAUUUUGUUGAUGUGUCACUUGGAUCUAUAGAUACUAGCUUCAGUUCAGAUUCUUCACAUGUUAAGGUUAUGAAUGGCUCAGGUUUGGUGCCAGUGUGUUCUAGUGGACAUGCUCACAAAUUUCAACCUUAUGAUGGAAAUAUGCAUGAUACAGAGCCAGAGUAUCUAUGUGAACUUGCUGCGCUUUCAUGGGAUUCCCAAUGCAAGGCAGUUGAAGGUCUAAAAAAUUAUUUGGUUGGCAGUGAUCGAGCUUGUUAUUCUAUGUCUUCUGAGAAUCUUGUUGGCCCACUUAUAAAAUUCUUGAAAGAUGCACAAGAUCUGCAUGAUGUAAAAGCUCAGAAAUCUGGAACUCAGUUGUUACUGGCAUUUAUGAGAAAAAGCAGGAGCGGAGAACAGUGCUUACAAGAAGAUGCAUUUACUCUGUUGGCAUCUCUCUUCGAUUCAGAAGUAGCUAAAGAAGCCCUUACCAUAAUAGAAGUACUAUCUAGCCACCAGUGUUGUUUAUCUAAAAUUACAGCAUCUGGUGCUGUUAAUUCCGUCUUAAAGAUCCUCACCCAGACCAGAGAACUCCGAGAGCCUGCUGUUAAAAUUCUAUAUAACUUGUCAUCAAAUAUUGAUGUUUGUUCCCUUAUUGCAUCGUUAGGGUGCAUCCCAAAAUUGGUUCCUCUUAUGGCUGAUAGUUCUCUUGCAAAAUAUUGUAUAAUUAUUUUGAGCAAUCUGUGUAAGACUGAAGAGGCUAGGGUUUCUGUUGCUGAUACUAAUGGAUGCAUUGCAUCCAUUGCUGAAAUACUUGAGAAUGGCAGUCAUGAGGAUCAAGAGCAUGCAUCGGCCACUCUCCUUUCGUUAUGCUCCCAACGUGUUCAAUAUUGUGAGUUGGUCAUGAAAGAGUGUGUUGUCUCUUCCCUUUUUGAUAUAUCUGUCAAUGGAAGUGAAAGGGGAAGAGCAAGUGCACUGGAAUUGCUCCGAGUUCUAAGGGAUUUUGAUCAUACUGAUGUACAAGAGCACCCUGGAUCUGACCUUGAUAUCUCUGUGGAUUCUGGUGACAACUCUAAUGAGAAGAAACCGUCGUCAUCUACCCAGACUUCUGGAUUUUUUGGAAGAAUUUUCUCAAAACCGACUUCUCUCCAUCAAAAAAGAAGACAUAAAUUCCAUAUUUUCAAAUUCAUCGCCCAACCUUCUCAUCACGGUGAAUAACAUGGUGCGUGCUGGCCAAAAUUCUCUGUUUCUUCUAGCCUGAAUUAAAGGGGAGGAUUGAGGUUAAUUGUCAUGGGCAGUAUUUAGGUUGAGGGAGGAUUGAAGUGCGUUAUGUCAUUGUAUAAAGAUUAGGAAACUCAGUUUCUUUAAUAAUUUUCUAGCAAUUUGUAUAAAGGCUGCGCUAUUUGCGCUUCACUCCUUUGAAGGAGUGAAAGAAAGAUUUCCUUAAGCA